AUGGCCCUCUUCUCCUCUUCUAAGCUCCUGAAAAUUUCCAAGAUGUCUUCUUUACCGUCUCUCCGACCAAGCGACUCGCUAUCUAUGCCUCAGCGGCCUAUUUCGUCCCUCUUUACCACCUCCUUUGCCCUCGUGUUCGAUGUUCCCCUCAGGCGUUCAGCUGUGCUAAUUGAUACUUCCGUCCCAAUCAGAGUCGAUCCUGAGUUUGCUUUAGACGCUACUCUGUUCAUUGCGUGGCCAUUUUCGCAAAUGAGCGGGUUGUUCAACUCUGGACUCCAUUCCCUAUCCGAUACUUGCCAUAGAGCAUUCCACGGCGACAACCGCUUCAAGUACAUAGACCGAUCGACAGACCUUCCUUCGAAACUCUCGACCUUACUUCGAGCUUGUAAUCCGAAUUACACAUUCCCUCAGACGACCGACGAUAUAAAACAACUCCUCCAGACUUGCAGCCAUCCAAUUUGUGGUUCAUAUCCCGACUACAACAGCGGUACUUGGGGGAGUAGGGUCCGGUCAAAGCGGUUGCAAGAGUUCUACGGGCUUUCAGAUUGGCAAUUACCCAGUCCAUCGUCCACCCCGAAGUCGAACUUCGACCCUUCAACCUUCGACACCCCCAAGCCCGCACGCUUUCCCCUGCAUUUCCAGGACGCCCUGGGUACCCCGUAUGUGCAAGCACGAAAUACGCCAGCGAUUGGGCAACGCCCGGAGAACGCCAUAGCAGAGCAGCAGGGUGCUCCCGUGAAUCCCUAUGCUCCUAAUUCCCACUCCGCCAACUUGCGUUCGAGUGUGCACCACUCGUCGGCCUCUCAGUACCCGUAUUCGACUCCUGAUCUGACGAACCAGCAUCAUACGUCGUUCCCUAUAUCCCCAGUAUCCCAGUCGAAUCAACUACGGCCGUCCUCGGCAGUCCAGGCAGUUCGACCGUCUAACAUGAACCCGUUUCAGGUUCAGACGCCCCCACCCACAAGGGAUUCAUCCACCCGUCGGAGAGAUCCAGGAGGCCAGAUGGUACCGCCUGCCACACCAUUGCAUGCCGCCAGCGCACAACGAAACAUCACGACCCCUAAUUCGAAUUUCCCGCAAGGCGGAUCCGUAUUCGAGAGCCCGUUCCAGUUCAACCCUCUUCAGUUCUCUCCCGAUGUGUUCCAGUUCCCAACCCCUGGGCCAGUAUCGGCUCCUCCCUAUGGCACGCAGCAUUUUUGGGAUCAGAAUGUACGGUCCGAUGGCGUAGAGGUGCCUCCGUCGCUGCUGAGCGAUGACCCAUUCGGUGCCAGUCCACAACGUGCCGACAUGGCCUCAUGGCAACCGUUUGGAGAACGUCCAGUCUUCCAGAUCCCGCAGCAACCGUUUCCAGAGUCGAGUCCCAUCCACCAUGCACACCAGCAGGGCAUGUGGCCCCCCAACCAGAUGCAAGCCAUGCCGUCACAGCCAGUGGCCCAACCCGUCCAACAACCGCCUGUUAGUGUGCAUCCACACAUGUUGGUCAGUACGUCGACCGCCUCAGAUGCACCGGGAUUUAGACCGCAUUAUGUUCAGAUGGGUGCCAUCCAGGAGAACCGCCAGCCGUACGAACAACAAGCCCGCGAAUCGAAUCGGGAUCGAGAGGCGGCCAGGAAGCCGCGGGAACAGCACUCUCGCGCCCCUCAUAACAUGUCGUCCAAUCCCUCGCAGUUCAUGGCUCGUCCUGGUCUGCAACGUAGCAACACCGACAGUGGCUUCCGCCGUAUCCAGCGCUCCCACGUGCAAGAGCAACGUUUCGGCACCGUCCGACAGCCUCCUGACACCACCUCCAUCCCGCGCAAACCCUCCCCUCUAAAACACCUCUCCCAAGCAGCAUUGACCUCCAUCCCUGAAUCGAACCCCCGCCCUCGCCCUCGCACACGGCUAGUCAUCGACGAAUCCGGCCGUGCCCGCACCGAGACCGAACCCACCCCCGCCUCCCCUAGCCACGCCUCGACCAACUCGCACUCCAGCACCGCGACCAAUCCUCACCGGUUCGGCUCCGGAUCCCAUGCCUGGCUCGCCGCCUCCAGCGACACGGACGAUGACGAUGACGACCUCGAUGACCCCGCCAUCCACAGUCAGCGCUCUUCCUUCCUCUUCCAACCUGAGCCUCCCUCCGGCGUCGUCGGCUCGGCGCGCAAGGCGAAGCACGCCCGCAUCGACAGUAACGAACGAAUCGAAGUGGCCAAAAUGCCGCGGUCAUCGUCCGCAGCCUCCCUUUCGGGAGCGCACCGGCACGCCUCCUCCGGCGGGUUCGCGCACGCCGUGUCGCGGAAGCUGGGUGCGGCAGCCCCGUUGCCCGGGAACGAUUAUCGGCGGUUCAGCAUGGGGAGCUUCGGCGGGGCGGGGUCGGUGGGGAUGAUGGACGAAGGCAGUUCCGAGGGGGCAACGCCGGGGAUCAGCGAGGAUGGGUCGUCGUCGGUGGAGGGACAGGCGCAGACGGCGCUGAAGCAGCAGAUUCUCGAGGGGAGGAGGAAGAAGCCGGGGAAGUCGUGGGGAAAUCAUCCGCAGCAGCAGUAUCACCACGGCGAUAUGUUUUGA
Molecule: messenger RNA, 2541 nt
Organism: Eremomyces bilateralis CBS 781.70
Lineage: Eukaryota; Fungi; Ascomycota; Dothideomycetes; Eremomycetales; Eremomycetaceae
Exons: 4
Coding region: 1-2541 (846 amino acids)
Source: RefSeq, a predicted model, not a curated record